Elephantulus edwardii (Cape elephant shrew) is the source of this 1428-nucleotide messenger RNA. RefSeq names its product DBF4 homolog B (S. cerevisiae) (gene DBF4B). Bases 1 to 1428 code for a protein of 475 amino acids. Gene Ontology annotation, cellular component: nucleus; Dbf4-dependent protein kinase complex. Gene Ontology annotation, molecular function: zinc ion binding; nucleic acid binding; protein serine/threonine kinase activator activity. The transcript has 14 exons. Gene Ontology annotation, biological process: regulation of cell cycle phase transition; positive regulation of nuclear cell cycle DNA replication. The record is from RefSeq and is a predicted model, not a curated record. NCBI's taxonomy places the organism in Eukaryota, Metazoa, Chordata, Mammalia, Macroscelidea, Macroscelididae.
AUGGCUGAGACUAGACUCCGGGUUCCAGACCUGGGAGUUUCCAUUUGGCUGGAAAAAUGCCAGAAAAGCCCUCCAGGUGCUGGGAGGCGGCCCUUUUCUGGAAAGUCCUUUUACUUGGAUUUACCGGCGGGCAAGAAUCUCCAUUUCUUGACAGGGGCCAUCCAGCAACUGGGUGGGGUAAUUGAGGGUUUUCUGAGCAAAGAAGUGAGUUACAUCGUGUCCAGUCGAAGGGAGGUGAAGACAGAGAGCAAUAGGACAAGCCACAGAAGCUGCCCCAACCCCAGCGAGGUCAGAGUGGGAGAAACACCAUCCUCAGCCAACCCAGAAGGCAGCCCUGCCACACCCUCACAGAAGCCUGUGGACUUGGUGCCAAUGAGCAGAGGGAAAGAGCUGCUGCAAAAGGCCAUCAGAAACCAGGGGAGCAGCGGCGGCAGAGGCACUGGGAGUGGCAGCAGCCUCCUGGCCAAUGCCCGCUCUUGGGGAGUGAAGAUUCUGCACGUGGAUGAAAUGAUGGUGCACGUGCAGCAGCUGGCUCUUGGUGCUUUGUGCGCAAGGAAGCAAGAGCUGAAGAAGGGAACCGGUCCAGCAAAAGAGUCAAGAAUGCGGAAAGUGGCCAGGCUGAAGGCACCAUUCCUCAAAAUUGAAGAUAAGAGCAGGAAGUUUCGUCCUUUCCACCAUCAAUUUAAAUCCUUUCCUGAAAUUUCUUUUCUGGGACCCAAAGAUGCAAGUCCCUUUGAGGCCACAACGACCUCGGGCAGCUCGCACCACACCAGAGAACCUAAGGCUCGAGAACCCAGGCCACAGUCGACCGUCGGCACUGUGCCCAGGAGAAAGAGAGGGUACUGUGAGUGCUGCCAGGAGGCCUUCGAGGAGCUCCACGUGCAUCUCGAGAGUGUCCAGCACAGGCGCUUUGCCCUGGAAGCCCAUCCAUAUGCAGAAGUCGAUCGCAUCAUCGCCCAGCUCAACCACAGCUGCACAGACAUCGCUCCCCAGGCCCCCAGAAGGCCAGGCUUCUUCGCUUCUGCUUGUGACAGUCUCUGUCUGGAGAAAGACAACUACCAGGCCCCGGGGUCCCCAGGGCAGAAUGGAACAGUGAGCAGUAAGAAGUCACCAGCUGAGUCUGCAGGGACCGAUGACGUGUUCACACCCAGCCCAGUGCUGGCAGAGAAGUGCUCCUGUGAGUCCCUGGCCAGCCAGGCUCUGUGCUUGAGGGCCACAGACAUGGGUUACACCUCACUGAGUCCUGCGUCCCAGCCAAGGCUGCCAGAAGCGGAGCCCCAGGUUCAUGUCGGGAGCCAGAAGAGCCCAGGUCUGCUCUCGGAGAACGAGUCGACAGUGGUCACUCUCGCUGUUCCCCACAGGUGCUGCCCUUCCUCAGACGUCUGCUGCCCGAGCAUGCUCACUGAGCAUGCUGACCUGCCAGACUGA